Messenger RNA from Pan troglodytes (chimpanzee), 13307 nucleotides. It is a transcript of the gene UTRN, whose product is annotated as utrophin. Gene Ontology annotation, biological process: synaptic signaling. The transcript has 75 exons. NCBI's taxonomy places the organism in Eukaryota, Metazoa, Chordata, Mammalia, Primates, Hominidae. The record is from RefSeq and is a predicted model, not a curated record. Gene Ontology annotation, molecular function: zinc ion binding; protein binding. Bases 980 to 11281 code for a protein of 3433 amino acids. Gene Ontology annotation, cellular component: plasma membrane.
GGGGCGCCAAGUUCCCGACGCGGUGGCCGCGGUGACCGCCGAGGCCCAGCAGACGCUGACCGGGGAACGUAGUGGGGCUGAUCUUCCGGAACAAAGUUGCUGGGCCGGCGGCGGCGGGGCGAGAGCGCCGAAGGGGAGCCGGAGCGCUGCAGAGGCGCGGGCCGGAGGGCUGGCGCUGAUCUGCACCCUUCUCAUCUGGAGAGCGGACUCCUGGCUGCCCGGAGGCGAGCCCCUUCCCGGGGGGUGGGGGCGGCAACGCGCGACCCAGCGGUCCUGCGCCCCACCCUCCCUCCUCCGCCUCCAGCGCUCGGCUCCAACAAAGGGGCAGGCCCGCAGCGGGGAGGAGGAGGAGGAGCCGCCGAAGGAGCGAGCCUCUCUCGCGCACAAAGUUGUGGAGUCGUUUUUCCUCGGAGCAGGGAAGCGGGCAGCAGCAGCCGGCCGCGGGCUUUCUCCCGCCGAGGGGCGAGGAGGAGCCUCUGGCUCCAGAAGCCGAUUGGGGAAUCACGGGGAGCGGCGCCCCCCUUCUUUUGGGUCAUUUCUGCAAACGGAAAACUCUGUAGCGUUUGGCAAAGUUGGUGCCUGCGCGCCCGUUCCAGGUUUGCGCUUUGACUGUUUUGUUUUUGGCGGAACUACCAGGCAGGAAGAUUGCACAAGUAAGGGGCGUUUUCAGUCGGGUGUCAAUUUCUUUUUCUUUCUUUUUUUUUUUUUAAAUUUCGGUUCGUGUCUGCUUCUCCACGCUUUAUUUUUUUUUAAAAAUACAUCGCACCACCAAACUCACACUCGCACACACCCCCGCGGUUACUCCGUGUCAAACUCCUAGAGGAGCCCUUGGCCAGCUCGGGGUGCGGCGGAGGCGACCGGCAGGCGAGAAGGCCCGCGGGCAGCAGGUAUUGAUGUCAAGCUGAACCAUCGUAGGAAGUCGAAACCCUUAGAAAGAGGACUUGGUAAAGUUUUUGGAUUAUCUUGAAACUCUGGCAAGAUGGCCAAGUAUGGAGAACAUGAAGCCAGUCCUGACAAUGGGCAGAACGAAUUCAGUGAAAUCAUUAAGUCCAGAUCUGAUGAACACAAUGACGUACAGAAGAAAACCUUUACCAAAUGGAUAAAUGCUCGAUUUUCAAAGAGUGGGAAACCACCCAUCAAUGAUAUGUUCACAGACCUCAAAGAUGGAAGGAAGCUAUUGGAUCUUCUAGAAGGCCUCACAGGAACAUCACUGCCAAAGGAACGUGGUUCCACAAGGGUACAUGCCUUAAAUAACGUCAACAGAGUGCUGCAGGUUUUACAUCAGAACAAUGUGGAAUUAGUGAAUAUAGGGGGAACUGACAUUGUGGAUGGAAAUCACAAACUGACUUUGGGGUUACUUUGGAGCAUCAUUUUGCACUGGCAGGUGAAAGAUGUCAUGAAGGAUGUCAUGUCGGACCUGCAGCAGACGAACAGUGAGAAGAUCCUGCUCAGCUGGGUGCGUCAGACCACCAGGCCCUACAGCCAAGUCAACGUCCUCAACUUCACCACCAGCUGGACAGAUGGACUCGCCUUUAAUGCUGUCCUCCACCGACAUAAACCUGAUCUCUUCAGCUGGGAUAAAGUUGUCAAAAUGUCACCCAUUGAGAGACUUGAACAUGCCUUCAGCAAGGCUCAAACUUAUUUGGGAAUUGAAAAGCUGUUAGAUCCUGAAGAUGUUGCCGUUCAGCUUCCUGACAAGAAAUCCAUAAUUAUGUAUUUAACAUCUUUGUUUGAGGUGCUACCUCAGCAAGUCACCAUAGAUGCCAUCCGUGAGGUAGAGACGCUCCCAAGGAAAUAUAAAAAAGAAUGUGAAGAAGAGGCAAUUAAUAUACAGAGUACAGCACCUGAGGAGGAGCAUGAGAGUCCCCGAGCUGAAACCCCCAGCACUGUCACUGAGGUUGACAUGGAUCUAGACAGCUAUCAGAUUGCGUUGGAGGAAGUGCUGACCUGGUUGCUUUCUGCCGAGGACACUUUCCAGGAGCAGGAUGAUAUUUCUGAUGAUGUUGAAGAAGUCAAAGACCAGUUUGCAACCCAUGAAGCUUUUAUGAUGGAACUGACUGCACACCAGAGCAGUGUGGGCAGCGUCCUGCAGGCAGGCAACCAACUGAUAACACAAGGAACUCUGUCAGACGAAGAGGAAUUUGAGAUUCAGGAACAGAUGACCCUGCUGAAUGCUAGAUGGGAGGCUCUUAGGGUGGAGAGUAUGGACAGACAGUCCCGGCUGCACGAUGUGCUGAUGGAACUGCAGAAGAAGCAACUGCAGCAGCUCUCCGCCUGGUUAACACUCACAGAGGAGCGCAUUCAGAAGAUGGAAACUUGCCCCCUGGAUGAUGAUGUAAAAUCUCUACAAAAGCUGCUAGAAGAACAUAAAAGUUUGCAAAGUGAUCUUGAGGCUGAACAGGUGAAAGUAAAUUCACUAACUCACAUGGUGGUCAUUGUUGAUGAAAACAGUGGUGAGAGUGCUACAGCUAUCCUAGAAGACCAGUUACAGAAACUUGGUGAGCGCUGGACAGCAGUAUGCCGUUGGACUGAAGAACGCUGGAAUAGGUUACAAGAAAUCAAUAUAUUGUGGCAGGAAUUAUUGGAAGAACAGUGCUUGUUGAAAGCUUGGUUAACCGAAAAAGAAGAGGCUUUAAAUAAAGUCCAGACAAGCAACUUCAAAGACCAAAAGGAACUAAGUGUCAGUGUUCGACGUCUGGCUAUUUUGAAGGAAGACAUGGAAAUGAAGCGUCAAACAUUGGAUCAGCUGAGUGAGAUUGGCCAGGAUGUGGGACAAUUACUUGAUAAUUCCAAGGCAUCUAAGAAGAUCAACAGUGACUCAGAGGAACUGACUCAAAGAUGGGAUUCUUUGGUUCAGAGACUAGAAGAUUCCUCCAACCAGGUGACUCAGGCUGUAGCAAAGCUGGGGAUGUCUCAGAUUCCUCAGAAGGACCUUUUGGAGACUGUUCGUGUAAGAGAACAAGCAAUUACAAAAAAAUCUAAGCAGGAACUGCCUCCUCCUCCUCCCCCAAAGAAGAGACAGAUCCAUGUGGAUAUUGAAGCUAAGAAAAAGUUUGAUGCUAUAAGUGCAGAGCUGUUGAACUGGAUUUUGAAAUCGAAAACUGCCAUUCAGACCACAGAGAUAAAAGAGUAUAUGAAGAUGCAAGACACUUCUGAAAUGAAAAAGAAGUUGAAGGCAUUAGAAAAAGAACAGAGAGAAAGAAUCCCCAGAGCAGAUGAAUUAAACCAAACUGGACAAAUCCUUGUGGAGCAAAUGGGAAAAGAAGGCCUUCCUACUGAAGAAAUAAAAAAUGUUCUGGAGAAGGUUUCAUCAGAAUGGAAGAAUGUAUCUCAACAUUUGGAAGAUACAGAAAGAAAGAUUCAGCUACAGGAAGAUAUAAAUGCUUAUUUCAAGCAGCUUGAUGAGCUUGAAAAGGUCCUCAAGACAAAGGAGGAGUGGGUAAAACACACUUCCAUUUCUGAAUCUUCCCGGCAGUCCUUGCCAAGCUUGAAGGAUUCCUGUCAGCGGGAAUUGACAAAUCUUCUUGGCCUUCACCCCAAAAUUGAAAUGGCUCGUGCAAGCUGCUCGGCCCUGAUGUCUCAGCCUUCUGCCCCAGAUUUUGUCCAGCGGGGCUUCGAUAGCUUUCUGGGCCGCUACCAAGCUGUACAAGAGGCUGUAGAGGAUCGUCAACAACAUCUAGAGAAUGAACUGAAGGGCCAACCUGGACAUGCAUAUCUGGAAACAUUGAAAACACUGAAAGAUGUGCUAAAUGAUUCAGAAAAUAAGGCCCAGGCGUCUCUGAAUGUCCUUAAUGAUCUUGCCAAGGUGGAGAAGGCCCUGCAAGAAAAAAAGACCCUUGAUGAAAUCCUUGAGAAUCAGAAACCUGCAUUACAUAAACUUGCAGAAGAAACAAAGGCUCUGGAGAAAAAUGUUCAUCCUGAUGUAGAAAAAUUAUAUAAGCAAGAAUUUGAUGAUGUGCAAGGAAAGUGGAACAAGCUAAAGGUCUUGGUUUCCAAAGAUCUGCAUUUGCUUGAGGAAAUUGCUCUCAAACUCAGAGCUUUUGAGGCUGAUUCAACAGUCAUUGAGAAGUGGAUGGAUGGCGUGAAAGACUUCUUAGUGAAACAGCAGGCUGCCCAAGGAGACGACGCAGGUCUACAGAGGCAGUUAGACCAGUGCUCUGCAUUUGUUAAUGAAAUAGAAACAAUUGAAUCAUCUCUGAAAAACAUGAAGGAAAUAGAGACUAAUCUUCGAAGUGGUCCAGUUGCUGGAAUAAAAACUUGGGUGCAGACAAGACUAGGUGACUACCAAACUCAACUGGAGAAACUUAGCAAGGAGAUCACUACUCAAAAAAGUAGGUUGUCUGAAAGUCAAGAAAAAGCUGCGAACCUGAAGAAAGACUUGGCAGAGAUGCAGGAAUGGAUGACCCAGGCCGAGGAAGAAUACUUGGAGCGGGAUUUUGAGUACAAGUCACCAGAAGAGCUUGAGAGUGCUGUGGAAGAGAUGAAGAGGGCAAAAGAGGAUGUGUUGCAGAAGGAGGUGAGAGUGAAGAUUCUCAAGGACAACAUCAAGUUAUUAGCUGCCAAGGUGCCCUCUGGUGGCCAGGAGUUGACGUCUGAGCUGAAUGUUGUGCUGGAGAAUUACCAACUUCUUUGUAAUAGAAUUCGAGGAAAGUGCCACACGCUAGAGGAGGUCUGGUCUUGUUGGAUUGAACUGCUUCACUAUUUGGAUCUUGAAACCACCUGGUUAAACACUUUGGAAGAGCGGAUGAAGAGCACAGAGGUCCUGCCUGAGAAGACGGAUGCUGUCAACGAAGCCCUGGAGUCUCUGGAAUCUGUUCUGCGCCACCCGGCAGAUAAUCGCACCCAGAUUCGAGAGCUUGGCCAGACUCUGAUUGAUGGGGGGAUCCUGGAUGAUAUAAUCAGUGAGAAACUGGAGGCUUUCAACAGCCGAUAUGAAGAUCUAAGUCACCUGGCAGAGAGCAAGCAGAUUUCUUUGGAAAAGCAACUCCAGGUGCUGCGGGAAACUGACCAAAUGCUUCAAGUCUUGCAAGAGAGCUUGGGGGAGCUGGACAAACAGCUCACCACAUACCUGACUGACAGGAUAGAUGCUUUCCAAGUUCCACAGGAAGCUCAGAAAAUCCAAGCAGAGAUCUCAGCCCAUGAGCUAACCCUAGAGGAGUUGAGAAGAAAUAUGCGUUCUCAGCCCCUGACCUCCCCAGAGAGUAGGACUGCCAGAGGAGGAAGUCAGAUGGAUGUGCUACAGAGGAAACUCCGAGAGGUGUCCACAAAGUUCCAGCUUUUCCAGAAGCCAGCUAACUUCGAGCAGCGCAUGCUGGACUGCAAGCGUGUGCUGGAUGGUGUGAAAGCAGAACUUCACGUUCUGGAUGUGAAGGACGUAGACCCUGACGUCAUACAGACGCACCUGGACAAGUGUAUGAAACUGUAUAAAACUUUGAGUGAAGUCAAACUUGAAGUGGAAACUGUGAUUAAAACAGGAAGACAUAUUGUCCAGAAACAGCAAACGGACAACCCAAAAGGGAUGGAUGAGCAGCUGACUUCCCUGAAGGUUCUUUACAAUGACCUGGGCGCACAGGUGACAGAAGGAAAACAGGAUCUGGAAAGAGCAUCACAGUUGGCCCGGAAAAUGAAGAAAGAGGCUGCUUCUCUCUCUGAAUGGCUUUCUGCUACUGAAACUGAAUUGGUACAGAAGUCCACUUCAGAAGGUCUGCUUGGUGACUUGGAUACAGAAAUUUCCUGGGCUAAAAAUGUUCUGAAGGAUCUGGAAAAGAGAAAAGCUGAUUUAAAUACCAUCACAGAGAGUAGUGCUGCCCUGCAAAACUUGAUUGAGGGCAGUGAGCCUAUUUUAGAAGAGAGGCUCUGCGUCCUUAAUGCUGGGUGGAGCCGAGUUCGUACCUGGACUGAAGAUUGGUGCAAUACCUUGAUGAACCAUCAGAACCAGCUAGAAAUAUUUGAUGGGAACGUGGCUCACAUAAGUACCUGGCUUUAUCAAGCUGAAGCUCUAUUGGAUGAAAUUGAAAAGAAACCAACAAGUAAACAGGAAGAAAUUGUGAAGCGUUUAGUAUCUGAGCUGGAUGAUGCCAACCUCCAGGUUGAAAAUGUCCGCGAUCAAGCCCUUAUUUUGAUGAAUGCCCGUGGAAGCUCAAGCAGGGAGCUUGUAGAACCAAAGUUAGCUGAGCUGAAUAGGAACUUUGAAAAGGUGUCUCAACAUAUCAAAAGUGCCAAAUUGCUAAUUGCUCAGGAACCAUUAUACCAAUGUUUGGUCACCACUGAAACAUUUGAAACUGGUGUGCCUUUCUCUGACUUGGAAAAAUUAGAAAAUGACAUAGAAAAUAUGUUAAAAUUUGUGGAAAAACACUUGGAAUCCAGUGAUGAAGAUGAAAAGAUGGAUGAGGAGAGCGCCCAGAUUGAGGAAGUUCUACAAAGAGGAGAAGAAAUGUUACAUCAACCUAUGGAAGAUAAUAAAAAAGAAAAGAUCCGUUUGCAAUUAUUACUUUUGCAUACUAGAUACAACAAAAUUAAGGCAAUCCCUAUUCAACAGAGGAAAAUGGGUCAACUUGCUUCUGGAAUUAGAUCAUCACUUCUUCCUACAGAUUAUCUGGUUGAAAUUAACAAAAUUUUACUUUGCAUGGAUGAUGUUGAAUUAUCGCUUAAUGUUCCAGAGCUCAACACUGCUAUUUACGAAGACUUCUCUUUUCAGGAAGACUCUCUGAAGAAUAUCAAAGACCAACUGGACAAACUUGGAGAGCAGAUUGCAGUCAUUCAUGAAAAACAGCCAGAUGUCAUCCUUGAAGCCUCUGGACCUGAAGCCAUUCAGAUCAGAGAUACACUUACUCAGCUGAAUGCAAAAUGGGACAGAAUUAAUAGAAUGUACAGUGAUCGGAAAGGUUGUUUUGACAGGGCAAUGGAAGAAUGGAGACAGUUCCAUUGUGACCUUAAUGACCUCACACAGUGGAUAACAGAGGCUGAAGAAUUACUGGUUGAUACCUGUGCUCCAGGUGGCAGCCUGGACUUAGAGAAAGCCAGGAUACAUCAGCAGGAACUUGAGGUGGGCAUCAGCAGCCACCAGCCCAGUUUUGCAGCGCUAAACCGAACUGGGGAUGGGAUUGUGCAGAAACUCUCCCAGGCAGAUGGAAGCUUCUUGAAAGACAAACUGGCAGGUUUAAACCAACGCUGGGAUGCAAUUGUUGCAGAAGUGAAGGAUAGGCAGCCAAGGCUAAAAGGAGAAAGUAAGCAGGUGAUGGAGUACAGGCAUCAGCUAGAUGAGAUUAUCUGUUGGUUAACAAAGGCUGAGCAUGCUAUGCAAAAGAGAUCAACCACCGAAUUCGGAGAAAACCUGCAAGAAUUAAGAGACUUAACUCAAGAAAUGGAAGUACAUGCUGAAAAACUCAAAUGGCUGAAUAGAACUGAAUUGGAGAUGCUUUCAGAUAAAAGUCUGAGUUUACCUGAAAGGGAUAAAAUUUCAGAAAGCUUAAGGACUGUAAAUAUGACAUGGAAUAAGAUUUGCAGAGAGGUGCCUACCACCCUGAAGGAAUGCAUCCAGGAGCCCAGUUCUGUUUCACAGACAAGGAUUGCUGCUCAUCCUAGUGUCCAAAAGGUGGUGCUAGUAUCAUCUGCGUCAGAUAUUCCUGUUCAGUCUCAUCGUACUUCGGAAAUUUCAAUUCCUGCUGAUCUUGAUAAAACUAUAACAGAACUAGCCGACUGGCUGGUAUUAAUCGACCAGAUGCUGAAGUCCAACAUUGUCACUGUUGGGGAUGUAGAAGAGAUCAAUAAGACCGUUUCCCGAAUGAAAAUUACAAAGGCUGACUUAGAACAGCGCCAUCCUCAGCUGGAUUAUGUUUUUACAUUGGCACAGAAUUUGAAAAAUAAAGCUUCCAGUUCAGAUGUGAGAACAGCAAUUACAGAAAAAUUGGAAAGGGUCAAGAACCAGUGGGAUGGCACCCAGCAUGGCGUUGAGCUAAGACAGCAGCAGCUUGAGGACAUGAUUAUUGACAGUCUUCAGUGGGAUGACCAUAGGGAGGAGACUGAAGAACUGAUGAGAAAAUAUGAGGCUCGACUCUAUAUUCUUCAGCAAGCCCGACGGGAUCCACUCACCAAACAAAUUUCUGAUAACCAAAUACUGCUUCAAGAACUGGGUCCUGGAGAUGGUAUCGUCAUGGCGUUCGAUAACGUCCUGCAGAAACUCCUGGAGGAAUAUGGGAGUGAUGACACAAGGAAUGUGAAAGAAACCACAGAGUACUUAAAAACAUCAUGGAUCAAUCUCAAACAAAGUAUUGCUGACAGACAGAACGCCUUGGAGGCUGAGUGGAGGACGGUGCAGGCCUCUCGCAGAGAUCUGGAAAACUUCCUGAAGUGGAUCCAAGAAGCAGAGACCACAGUGAAUGUGCUUGCGGAUGCCUCUAAUCGGGAGAAUGCUCUUCAGGAUAGUAUCUUGGCCAGGGAACUCAAACAGCAGAUGCAGGACAUCCAGGCAGAAAUUGAUGCCCACAAUGACAUAUUUAAAAGCAUUGACGGAAACAGGCAGAAGAUGGUAAAAGCUUUGGGAAAUUCUGAAGAGGCUACUAUGCUUCAACAUCGACUGGAUGAUAUGAACCAAAGAUGGAAUGACUUAAAAGCAAAAUCUGCUAGCAUCAGGGCCCAUUUGGAGGCCAGCGCUGAGAAGUGGAACAGGUUGCUGAUGUCCUUAGAAGAACUGAUCAAAUGGCUGAAUAUGAAAGAUGAAGAGCUUAAGAAACAAAUGCCUAUUGGAGGAGAUGUUCCAGCCUUACAGCUCCAGUAUGACCAUUGUAAGGCCCUGAGACGGGAGUUAAAGGAGAAAGAAUAUUCUGUCCUGAAUGCUGUCGACCAGGCCCGAGUUUUCUUGGCUGAUCAGCCAAUUGAGGCCCCUGAAGAACCAAGAAGAAACCUACAAUCAAAAACAGAAUUAACUCCUGAGGAGAGAGCCCAAAAGAUUGCCAAAGCCAUGCGCAAACAGUCUUCUGAAGUCAAAGAAAAAUGGGAAAGUCUAAAUGCUGUAACUAGCAAUUGGCAAAAGCAAGUGGACAAGGCAUUGGAGAAACUCAGAGACCUGCAGGGAGCUAUGGAUGACCUGGACGCUGACAUGAAGGAGGCAGAGUCCGUGCGGAAUGGCUGGAAGCCUGUGGGAGACUUACUCAUUGACUCGCUGCAGGAUCACAUUGAAAAAAUCAUGGCAUUUAGAGAAGAAAUUGCACCAAUCAACUUUAAAGUUAAAACGGUGAAUGAUUUAUCCAGUCAGCUGUCUCCACUUGACCUGCAUCCCUCUCUAAAGAUGUCUCGCCAGCUAGAUGACCUUAAUAUGCGAUGGAAACUUUUACAGGUUUCUGUGGAUGAUCGCCUUAAACAGCUUCAGGAAGCCCACAGAGAUUUUGGACCAUCCUCUCAGCAUUUUCUCUCUACGUCAGUCCAGCUGCCGUGGCAAAGAUCCAUUUCACAUAAUAAAGUGCCCUAUUACAUCAACCAUCAAACACAGACCACCUGUUGGGACCAUCCUAAAAUGACCGAACUCUUUCAAUCCCUUGCUGACCUGAAUAAUGUCCGUUUUUCUGCCUACCGUACAGCAAUCAAAAUCCGAAGACUACAAAAAGCACUAUGUUUGGAUCUCUUAGAGUUGAGUACAACAAAUGAAAUUUUCAAACAGCACAAGUUGAACCAAAAUGACCAGCUCCUCAGUGUUCCAGAUGUCAUCAACUGUCUGACAACAACUUAUGAUGGACUUGAGCAAAUGCAUAAGGACCUGGUCAACGUUCCACUCUGUGUUGAUAUGUGUCUCAAUUGGUUGCUCAAUGUCUAUGACACGGGUCGAACUGGAAAAAUUAGAGUGCAGAGUCUGAAGAUUGGAUUAAUGUCUCUCUCCAAAGGUCUCUUGGAAGAAAAAUACAGAUAUCUCUUUAAGGAAGUGGCAGGGCCAACAGAAAUGUGUGACCAGAGGCAGCUGGGCCUGUUACUUCAUGAUGCCAUCCAGAUCCCCCGGCAGCUAGGUGAAGUAGCAGCUUUUGGAGGCAGUAAUAUUGAGCCUAGUGUUCGCAGCUGCUUCCAACAGAAUAACAAUAAACCAGAAAUAAGUGUGAAAGAGUUUAUAGAUUGGAUGCGUUUGGAACCACAGUCCAUGGUUUGGCUCCCAGUUUUACAUCGAGUGGCAGCAGCGGAGACUGCAAAACAUCAGGCCAAAUGCAACAUCUGUAAAGAAUGUCCAAUUGUCGGGUUCAGGUAUAGAAGCCUUAAGCAUUUUAACUAUGAUGUCUGCCAGAGUUGUUUCUUUUCGGGUCGAACAGCAAAAGGUCACAAAUUACAUUACCCAAUGGUGGAAUAUUGUAUACCUACAACAUCUGGGGAAGAUGUACGAGACUUCACAAAGGUACUUAAGAACAAGUUCAGGUCGAAGAAGUACUUUGCCAAACACCCUCGACUUGGUUACCUGCCUGUCCAGACAGUUCUUGAAGGUGACAACUUAGAGACUCCUAUCACACUCAUCAGUAUGUGGCCAGAGCACUAUGACCCCUCACAAUCUCCUCAACUGUUUCAUGAUGACACCCAUUCAAGAAUAGAACAAUAUGCCACACGACUGGCCCAGAUGGAAAGGACUAAUGGGUCUUUUCUCACUGAUAGCAGCUCCACCACAGGAAGUGUGGAAGACGAGCACGCCCUCAUCCAGCAGUAUUGCCAAACACUCGGAGGAGAGUCCCCAGUGAGCCAGCCGCAGAGCCCAGCUCAGAUCCUGAAGUCAGUAGAGAAGGAAGAACGUGGAGAACUGGAGAGGAUCAUUGCUGACCUGGAGGAAGAACAAAGAAAUCUACAGGUGGAGUAUGAGCAGCUGAAGGACCAGCACCUCCGAAGGGGGCUCCCUGUUGGUUCACCGCCAGAGUCGAUUGUAUCUCCCCAUCACACGUCUGAGGAUUCAGAGCUUAUAGCAGAAGCAAAACUCCUCAGGCAACACAAAGGGCGGCUGGAGGCUAGGAUGCAGAUUUUGGAAGAUCACAAUAAACAGCUGGAGUCUCAGCUCCACCGCCUCCGACAGCUGCUGGAGCAGCCUGAAUCUGAUUCCCGAAUCAACGGUGUUUCCCCAUGGGCUUCUCCUCAGCAUUCUGCACUGAGCUACUCGCUUGAUCCAGAUGCCUCCGGCCCACAGUUCCACCAGGCAGCGGGAGAGGACCUGCUGGCCCCACCGCACGACACCAGCACGGAUCUCACGGAGGUCAUGGAGCAGAUUCACAACACGUUUCCAUCUUGCUGCCCAAAUGUUCCCAGCAGGCCACAGGCAAUGUGAAGUAUUCAUCCGGCCAACCAAUGUUUCCUGACGUACAGUGUUGCCCUUUUCAGCAAAUGCCAAUUCCAAGUUCCAUUAAAUCAGAAGCUCCAUGGCUCCUUGGCCCACGGUGUUGAGUGCUGACUGUGUGUUCUACUGAAAGAGUAAAACAAACACUGACUAUCCAAAGAGAAAUGGAUAUUUUGUUUUUAUAAUAACCAUAUAUUAUUGUUUUCUUCUUCCCUUUCUAUGCAAGUGUAAAUUAAUGAACAGAGAGGUAUUUGGAAAUGGUAAUACAUUUGUCACGGAUUUGUAUAAUGUAUACAGCAUUGGGAAAGUGGGUGGGGGCUUUCUAAUAUGAUACCGUCUUUUUAAUAACUGUGACAAAGCUUAUGUAAGAAUUAGAAGACCACUUUACAUUUUUACAUUCCUUCUGCUGUUCAUAUUAACCUUGCACAAUAACUUCAUUAUUUCUUUGACUCUUUUACCACAAUGUUUUGGUUAUUUAUAAUUUAUCAGCCAUAUAACCAACUAGAUCCCAAAUAGAUCCAUGUAUUUGUUUCCGUGAUUUGGCCACAUUAAUAAAUUCAUAAAUUUCAAUCAAAUAUCUUAUAUAUACACACAUAUGGUUUAGGCUACAGCCCUGUGUAUGCCGUUUAACUUUAUUUGACGUUGCCCACUUACUUCUUUGCUGACCACUUGGAUAACCGUAAUAAAAAUCCUAUAAGCCUAAAUGGCAUUUCUUUUGGGAUAUUUUUCCUGCAUUUUAUUCCCUUUUUAUAUAAGUAGGAAUUAAUUAUUUAUUUUAUGUCUUAAUCUAUUUGAUAAAGAAGACUACAUUAUAAUAAUCUCAAAGAUCGUAUUACCAAAGGUUGCCCACUUGAGCAUAUUUUCAUUUUGACACAGAAACAAAACUUAGUACAACCUUUCCUAGUUCCCAUGUCUUGAUUUUCAUCAUUACAUGCACAGCAGACCUUUACCUAUUGUGAUACCAGAACACAUCAUUGUCUUUGGUUCCCUUCAAAGAGAAUUUUAUUGUUGUUUUGUAUUUUCAAGUCCUUAAUAGUUCUUGAAACUCCUAGUUGUUUUCUUGCUGAAAGCAGACACACAUUUAGUGCACGGCUUAUUUUACCUUUCGGGUGAAAGAUCAGAUGUUUUUAUACCCUUCACUUGAUCAAUAUAUUUGGAAAGAAUGUUUAUCAAAAGUCUAUGUCACUGCUUCUACAGAAAAUGAAAUUAAUGCUUAGGUGAUGGUACCUCCACCUACAUCUUUGAGUGCAUUCAAUUAUGUAUUUUGGUUUAGCUUCUGAUUUAACAUUUAAUUGAUUCAGUUUAAACAUGUUACUUCAUUAGCAAAUGUAGAGGAACCAAAAAAAGGUGAAAAUAAUAUGUUUUGAUUCAAACCUAAAGACAUAAAAACAUAAAGACAUUUUAACUUUGGGUUCUCUUUAGCUGGGAUCUGGCCAGAAGGAGGCUUAAAGUUAGAAAUUGCUAUUAUUUUAGAAUAGGUUGGGUGGGUUGGGGGGCAAGGGUGUCUAUUUGCAGCAGAGAUAUUUUGAAAAGAAGAAAAUUGUUUUAUAUAAAAAGGAAAGCCAUGACCACCUUUCUACCUCAGAUCCAUCUUCAUCCAUUGCAUUGGAAACUGCUUUAUGCUGCCGCAGUCUGCAAAGUCUAGGGCUUUUAUCAGGCCAUGUCAUACCCAAGAAAGCACCUAUUUAAAGAAAAAACAAUUCCCUGAGCUCUCAACUCCAAGUUGUAGAUUUGGUGUCUUCCUUGUUCUUACUUUAAAAAGUCAUGUGUUAAUUUUUUUUCUGCCUGUAUUUGUAUGCAAAAUGUCCUCUAUCUGCUAUUAAAGACAAGCUAUGUAAAACACUACAUUGUAACCUUCUAAGUAAUAAUAAAUAAAAAGAAAUAUAUUGCAGUAACAACAAUGGGAAGUAAGUAUGUAGUUCUUUUGAAAUAUGUGGUAAAGAACUAAUCACAGACUAUCAUCUAAUCUGGUUACAUAUUGUAUUUUUCAUCCUGAAUAAAAGUAAUUUUAACACAA